Molecule: messenger RNA, 2290 nt
Organism: Macadamia integrifolia
Lineage: Eukaryota; Viridiplantae; Streptophyta; Magnoliopsida; Proteales; Proteaceae
Product: ankyrin repeat-containing protein At5g02620-like
Exons: 3
Coding region: 260-1672 (470 amino acids)
Cellular component (GO): plasma membrane
Molecular function (GO): protein phosphatase 1 binding; protein phosphatase regulator activity
Source: RefSeq, a predicted model, not a curated record
GUCUACCAAGAGAAAAAGUUUGCAUAAACGCCAUUUUUCAUUUCAUGCAAUAUUCUAUCAUAGGGUCUGCCAUUGACAAAAAGUUAACAUAAACACCUUGAGGCCAAAAGGAUCACGCAAUCGGGUAGAGAGUCUACAUCUUGAAAGACUGAAGCUAAGUGAGACAACUUGACUGAAAAUUAACUGAGGUGGAUAGGAUUAGGGCACAGACUUCUUAGCUUAAUUAGUGGAAGAGAUUCAGAGAAAGGCAUACGCGGUCAUGGAUCCUCAACUCUACAGAGCUGCAAAAGUUGGUGAUGUUAUACUUCUCAGACAAGUAGUGACAGGAGAUUCAAGCCGACUACUGAGAGUAACUCCAAAAGGGAACACGGCCCUUCACGUCUCUGUGAGUUUUGGUCACAUAGACUUCAUACAAGAAGUGUAUGCUGCUCUUCUUGAACACAAUACAGGUUUAGAAGGCGACACAGACUACGGUAGAAGGCUAUCGCUUCUCACACAAGUGAACUUAGUAGGUGAUACUGCCCUUCAUGUGGCCAUCAGAGAAGGGCACACUUCCAUAGCUAAAUUUCUCAUCGAAAAGAUUCUACCUUGGCCUUUUGAAGACCAUGACGUCGAAAAUGGAAAUAGUUCACUUGCUCGAGAGAUGAUUAGGAUGAGAAAUAAGAGCAAAAACACAGCCCUGCAUGAAGCUUUGCGAAGAUAUGACCUUGAGAUGGUGGAGUUGUUGAUUGAGGCAGACCCUCAUGAUUUAGGGCAUCCCAACUAUGAUGCUGAUGCGGAAGGUGGGGAGUCUCCACUCUACCUAGCUGCUAGAGACGGACGCUUGGAUAUUGUCAACAAAAUCUUGGAUAUUUGUCCAUCUGCGGCUCAUAGUGGACCACAUGGCCGGACGGCUUUACAUGUGGCCAUAGUUGAGGUGCAUCUAGAUGUGGUGGAAGUACUCUUAGUGAAGAAAGGAGAACUUGCUGAUAAGAUAGAUGAAAAUGGGAGGACCGCUCUUCAUUAUGCAAUGUCAUUGGAAAGAAGCCACAAGAUAGUACAACAGUUGCUUAGUCAUGAUACUUCCAGUGUAUAUAAGGUGGAUAAAGAUGGUCUCUCAUCACUUCACAUCGCUGCUCUUAACUCAAGCAUUGAGGUAUUUCGAGAGCUCAUCGAAUGCUGCCCAGAUUUUGGGGAGUUACAAGACACAAAUCGUCGAAAUGUUCUCCAUUAUGCUGUGAUGAGUAAGGAUUUGGAUAAAAUCAAGUUUGCCUUCGAGCAACUAGAGCGUGAGGAAUUCAUAAACCAGCCAGAUGAAGAUGGAAACACCCCAUUCCACCUCCUCGCUGAACAAGGCUCUAUCAAGCUAAUGGAACCUUUUAUUUCAAAUGUAAGAGUCGACACAAUGGCGAGGAACAAGAAUGGCCAGACAGUUGAUGAGAUUUUCCUGAACACAAUCCCUAUCGUCGAGGGAUUAUCAUCUUUUAUUAAAGCGUUACACAUGCAGCGAUUUUUCAACCAGCUUGCCUUGAAGACUUCUCUUAUGCCACCAAGUAGCAUAAGAGGAGAAGAAAAAUGGAUCAUAAGAGUAACUAAUGAGAAGCGAAUACACACCAACCUGGAUAAGCAAGCAGAGGAAGUAAGCAGCAGCAGCAGCAGCAACACCACCACCAAAAUCAGUCGAAAAGAAUAAGGUGACAACCCUCCAAAUAGUAGCAUCUCUUAUUGCCACCGUCACCUUUGCAGCAGUUUUUCAAGUCCCUGGUGGCUACAAUUCCACUGAUGGAACGCCUGUACUCCUGCACAAUGCAUCCUUCAGAGUUUUUCUAGUAUUCGAUGCUGUGGCUAUGGGGUCAUCGGUUACCUCUUUGAUACUCAUGCUCAUCGCAUCAGGUGGCAGCAAGUAUUUUUCCUUUUUAUUGAAACUUGCUAUCUUUUCUUUAUACCAAGCGCUUUUCAGCACUUCAAUAGCGUUCUUGGCGGGCUUAAGGGCAGUAUUACUACCUCGUACUGUUGGUUUUUUCUAUUAUUCUUACAAGGAUCCCACGUCCACUGCCUUUUCAACGAUUGAAUUAUCUGUUAUUGUUAGUUUUGGUUAUUAUCCGCUAUGGGCUUUGGUCUUUUUAGGUUUACCAAAAUUAUUGAGAAAGCUAUUAGUAAAAUUGUACGGGCUGCUAACAAAGCCAUAGCAUCGUAGUGAGUCUCGUGAUGCACUGGCCGGACACCCUUUUUUAAUGUAUUAAUUAGUGUACUGCUAUCACCCUACCAGGUUGCCUUUACAUAUAUGUUUUCUGUGCCUUGUGUUUUCUUA